Molecule: messenger RNA, 462 nt
Organism: Procambarus clarkii (red swamp crayfish)
Lineage: Eukaryota; Metazoa; Arthropoda; Malacostraca; Decapoda; Cambaridae
Source: RefSeq, a predicted model, not a curated record
AUGGCGGGGUUUAAGACUCGUUUGGCAUCAUUUGGAAUCAUCUGGCCUGAUAUGUGUGGUCAGUCUCCGGCAGAAUUGUUUCGUGCUGGCUUUAUCUCUUGUGGAGUUGAAGAUCAUAUAAGGUGUUUUUAUUGCGGUGGACGACUUGUUAACUUUGAACAUUUGGACAACCCCUGGACGCUCCAUGCCCGAUAUUAUCCACAGUGCAUCUACUUAAAUCUGAUGAAAGAUCGAGCUUUCAUUAAAAAUGCACUCCCUUUCUCACCUACUCGGCUGGCAAAACCUGUAGAUGAAACAUUGAUUAUCACUCUCCUGCAAGGACUUGGUUAUUUCAACGGACUUGCUAUUACGAUGAGAUUCCCAUACAAGACCCUGCGAGCCGCCCUAAUAGAAUACCUCAAGAUUACAAAGGAUAUAUUGCCACUCCUUGGUGAAGAGUGGCAAACUGUGAAGAGGUGCUGA